AUGAAGGAAGAGCAAGUCAAGCAGGAGAAGAACAUGAAUUUGACCAACUGCACAAAAAUAACUGAAUUUAUUCUUGUUGGAUUGCCACGUGUUUGGGGAAUGGAAAAUGUGAUGUAUGCCAGCAUCUUUCUGCUCUACAUCCUAAGUUUGAUGGGCAAUGGGCUCAUCAUUACGAUAGUAAUCAAGGAUCAUCGUCUUCAGAAACCCAUGUAUUUCUUCCUUAGCAACCUUUCUUUCAAAGACAUUGGACACACCACAACCUUUAUACCUAAACUGUUGCUCAAUUAUCUCUCUGCUAACAAUUCCAUCUGUUUCUUUUGCUGUAUAAUACAGAUGUAUUUCUAUUUUCUUUUUGGGGUCACUGAAUUUUUUAUCAUCACUUUGAUAUCCUUGGAUAGAUACUUAGCCAUUUGCUAUCCUUUCAGAUACACCAUUAUCAUGACUUCAGGGGUUUGCCUUAAAUUGGCAAUAGGAGCCUGGUGUGGAGGUUUUUUCUCCAUUUUUUAUCAGCAACUAAUCACAGUAAACCUACCCUUUUGUACUUCCAACAUUAUUAAUCAUUUCUAUUGUGAUGUUGGACCUGUGUUGAGGAUUGCAGGGGGAGAUACACAUCUCAUUGAAGCCCUUGGCUUCCUUGUUGCUGUGGUUGUGGUUGUGUCUUCCCUGGUUUUCACCCUCGUUUCUUACCUCUUCAUCAUCUGGACCAUUCUUCGAAUGCCUUCAACCUCCAGACAGCAAAGGGCCUUCUCAACAUGUGCUUCACAUCUGGUUGUGGUCAGCCUGUUGUACGGGUCAGUCUUUUUUGUCUAUUUAAGACCGACUAUCAAGAACUCUUCCUUUAGCAUGACAAAAUAUGUCUCCAUACUGUAUACUUUCAUCACCCCUGUGCUCAAUCCUUUCAUCUACACCAUUAGGAACAAUGAUGUGAAAGAUUCUAUCCAGAACACUAUGCUGAAAAUCUUAACUUUGAAUUCCAUGGAAAAAUGA
Molecule: messenger RNA, 987 nt
Organism: Protobothrops mucrosquamatus (brown spotted pit viper)
Lineage: Eukaryota; Metazoa; Chordata; Lepidosauria; Squamata; Viperidae
Product: olfactory receptor 6X1-like
Exons: 3
Coding region: 1-987 (328 amino acids)
Biological process (GO): G protein-coupled receptor signaling pathway
Cellular component (GO): membrane
Molecular function (GO): olfactory receptor activity; G protein-coupled receptor activity
Source: RefSeq, a predicted model, not a curated record